This is a messenger RNA of Meyerozyma guilliermondii ATCC 6260, 492 nucleotides long. RefSeq lists its product as uncharacterized. Bases 1 to 492 code for a protein of 163 amino acids. The record is from RefSeq and is a predicted model, not a curated record. The transcript has a single exon. NCBI's taxonomy places the organism in Eukaryota, Fungi, Ascomycota, Pichiomycetes, Serinales, Debaryomycetaceae.
AUGGGUCAGGUUUACGUCCUUAUGGAAUCUACGCAUUUGACUGGACCUCGAUCGAAUUGGGCAUUGCUAGCAGUUGCUUGUCCUGCUCGAGCAAUAGCACUUUUGUUCGUGUCGCCAAUUUUGACCCACAAGGUCUUCCAUAAGUGGUGUGGAUUUACCAUGAUGAAGCGACAAUACGACUUGAUUGACUUCAGUAUAUGUGUGCUUGGCUUGGUGGCUGAAGCAAUUGGGUUCUUGCUUGUGUACAUUGCACCUAGCACCAAUUUUUUCUUACUUGCAAUGGUGUUCAACAGUCUCAGUUCGUUUACAUCUCCCGCUCUCAACUCCACCAUUAUCAAGUUUUACCCCCGAAUCAAAAAUAUGGGGAGGUCUUUGGAGCGUUGGCUCUUGUCAAAAAACUUCUUUGCCCAUACUUUCUCCCUAUUGGAAUUCUCUCGGUUUAACAAGUUAUCGGGUAUCGAAGUGGCACAAGCCCUGGAAUCAUUUAUUUAA